This is a messenger RNA of Pelodiscus sinensis (Chinese soft-shelled turtle), 2898 nucleotides long. NCBI's taxonomy places the organism in Eukaryota, Metazoa, Chordata, Testudines, Trionychidae. The record is from RefSeq and is a predicted model, not a curated record.
UCCAAUGUCUCGGUGCACUGGUGGAUCUUCGUCUCCCCUCCUUCCUCUGGGAUCUGGUUACUCCCACCUGCUUCUGAGUUGUGCAUGGUCUCUAGAUGCGUUGGGUCUCCAACCUGCAUGGUAGCGUCUUGGAAUUUGGACCAUUGCUGAGGCUUGCACAGGGCUGGCCAGGCACAUCCUCUCCCUCCAACUGCCAGGCCCAACUGAGCAGAGCUGCUCCCUUUUAUAGCGGUACAAUCCGAGCAUGCCCAAUAAGUGCGGCAUCUGAAAAGCCAGAGCCAUGACCACUCACGUCACGCUGGAGGAUGCCCUGUCCAACGUGGACCUGCUGGAGGAACUCCCUCUGCCAGAUCAGCAGCCAUGCAUCGAGCCACCUCCCUCGUCCAUCAUGUACCAGGCUAAUUUUGACACAAACUUUGAAGACAGAAACGCCUUUGUGACCGGCAUUGCCAGGUACAUCGAACAGGCGACGGUGCACUCGAGUAUGAAUGAAAUGCUGGAGGAAGGGCAUGAAUACGCAGUGAUGCUUUACACGUGGAGGAGCUGCUCCAGAGCCAUCCCCCAGGUUAAAUGUAACGAGCAGCCGAACCGGGUGGAGAUUUACGAGAAGACCGUGGAAGUCCUGGAGCCGGAGGUCACCAAGCUGAUGAAGUUCAUGUAUUUCCAGCGAAAGGCCAUCGAGCGGUUCUGCAGCGAGGUGAAGCGCUUGUGCCAUGCCGAGAGGAGGAAGGAUUUUGUCUCCGAGGCCUAUCUCCUGACGCUGGGGAAGUUCAUUAACAUGUUCGCCGUGCUGGAUGAGCUGAAGAACAUGAAGUGCAGCGUCAAAAAUGACCACUCUGCCUACAAAAGAGCUGCCCAGUUUCUGAGGAAGAUGGCUGACCCGCAAUCUAUUCAGGAAUCCCAGAACCUCUCCAUGUUCCUGGCAAACCACAACCGGAUCACACAGUGUCUGCAUCAGCAGCUGGAAGUGAUCCCUGGCUACGAGGAGCUGCUGGCGGAUAUCGUCAACAUCUGCGUGGAUUACUACGAAAACAAGAUGUACCUGACGCCCAGCGAGAAGCACAUGCUCCUGAAGGUGAUGGGCUUUGGACUGUAUCUGAUGGACGGGAAUGUCAGCAACAUUUACAAACUGGACACCAAGAAGAGAAUCAAUCUUAGCAAAAUAGACAAGUUCUUCAAGCUGCAGGUGGUUCCUUUAUUCGGCGAUAUGCAGAUAGAACUGGCCAGAUACAUUAAGACCAGUGCUCACUAUGAGGAGAACAAAUCCAAGUGAGUGCCUGCCGUAAUGUCUCUUGGCUUCCACAUGUCCGGAAAGGGGAGGGAGCUGCCAGGCAUGGCUGGCUCCGUGUGCCCAGGGAGCUGGGUGGCUGGAACGCACAGGAGCGAGCAUGCCAGAAUGGAAGGUCAGGUGUCUGUGCAGGUGUGAGACAGGUAGUGUGUGCGCGUGUGUGUGUAGGAAAGUGAGCACAUGGACACAGAAGUGUGUCUGUGAGGUCAGGUGUCUGUGCGGGUGUGAGACAGGUAGUGCGUGUGUGUGUGCGCCUGGGUAUUGCUCGCAGUCACUGGUGAUUGUGAGUGUGCGUCUGUGUAAGUGUGAAGUCUAGGUACACGAAUGUGGAGGCAUGCAAGGGUGUUGUGCAGCUCUGUGCCCCCGCUUGUGGACUUGCACAGGUGGGCAGCAGCGAAUGCAGGUCUGAAUGUUCACGGGAUGGGGGUGGGGCACGCUGGGGCACCGGCAGGUGUGUGAAUGUGAGUGGUGUGUGCCUGCUCUGGGCAGAUUUUAAUCCACUUUUUUGAUCCGGGUUCAAAAUCCCCCAGAGCAUGGACGCAGCACUGCAUUCUAUCCGUGCAGUAAGCAGGGUUGCUUGUCCAGUACCGUAAGGGGCGGCGGUUUUCAGGCAGGACCCGGAGGAUGAAAGCUGCAGCUACCACUCAAGUCCAUUUGACAUGAAUUUCCUAACGGGGUGAUUCCAUUUUCCCCAGCGCUGUGGGUUUGUGAAAUAGUCUUGGGUCUGGAUUCAAUUCCCAUUUUGCUCUCCCAUGAAACGAGUGCGAAGGUGUCAAUGUAGGUCACGCCCACGAAGUCACACCGGUCUGCAUUGUGGCCAGGCGUUGCUCCAGAGAAAGCCAGAGACAGUUGUGCAGUUGUGGGGGUCCCUGUUUCGAGCUGGGAUCAGGAGGCAUAGAAGCAGUGCCUGGCUAAGGCAUGGGUGGCCCGAGUUCCUGAUAGCCUUCUGGCUUCCCACCAGCUGUAGGGAUUCAUCUGUGAGACCAAAUCAUAGAGAAGCAAUAAAAGACGUGUCUCCGCUUAGCCUUUGAUCAGUCCUAAACCAGCCCUAUCCACUGUGUUCGGCGACCACUCCUGGGUUUUGUGACAUGCAAUUCAAGUCGGCAUAAAGUGAGCUCGGUGCUUCAAACUCAGUUCACUCCAUCCCAAGGAAGUGUCUCUCCAUCCCUCAUUCUUCAAGCUGUCUGGACAAUAUUCAUUGUUUUUGCAAGGAAUUUUGAAACUUAGUGGGUGAGGAUUCAAAAAUUCCCACCAGAACUUUUUUUUUCUUUUUUUUUGGCAAAGAUGUGGGUUUUGAAAAUUUUUGGGGGGGAACAGUUUUUGGUUGGUUGGUACAAGUUUUCACAUUUUGGUUGGCUGGUUUUUCAGUUUUCAGUUUCCCAAAAUCAAUAUUCAGAUUUUGUUAAUGCAAUUUAUCAAUAAUACAGUGGAAAAACGUGACCAAAAUGAAAAUGUUUGUUUUGGUCAAAAAGCCAUUUGUUUUUUUAAAAAAGGUUCAAUGAAAAAUUUCCACCCGCUCUUCUUAUUUUGCCAUCCUAGGGUAUGUCUAUACUGCAACACUAUUUUGGGACACCAGCGUAUCCCAAAACAGCUAUCCCGUGUCUUCACAG